AUGCAGAAGUCAGAGACUCAGGGAAACCAACCUCCCCUAGGAUACCCAACUGAGAAUCCCCCAGCCAAAAGAAAGUUGUUCUCUGCCUCCAAGAAGAAAGGAGAGAGGGGCUUCAUAGAGGGAUGCUAUGAUGAGUUGGAAUUGGAUCAGAUCAGCACAAUCUAUCAGAAAGCCUCUUUGCUCUGUGUUGCUGCUGGCUUUGUGAAGAAUGCUGCUGAAUUACGGUUCUGGCAAGAGUUAAAUUAA
Molecule: messenger RNA, 246 nt
Organism: Sphenostylis stenocarpa
Lineage: Eukaryota; Viridiplantae; Streptophyta; Magnoliopsida; Fabales; Fabaceae
Source: the annotation of a GenBank genome assembly